Molecule: messenger RNA, 1722 nt
Organism: Suillus clintonianus
Lineage: Eukaryota; Fungi; Basidiomycota; Agaricomycetes; Boletales; Suillaceae
Exons: 7
Coding region: 357-1349 (330 amino acids)
Source: RefSeq, a predicted model, not a curated record
GAACAACACGGGAGUAAACUGGACCAUGCCGUGAAUAGUUGGCCAGUGGCAGGAGGUGGUUGGUAAUUUCAUUCAGCGUUAUCUUCUCUUGUGGGUUGAUACACUGAUAUCAUAAUUCCUUGUAUGCAUCACAUCCGAGUCACAGCACAGGCGUUGGCCAUGAAGGACCCAGCACAGCUUCUUGCUACAAUAUAUAUAUGCUCUCAAGUCUCCAUCUUUCCACAAGGUGAUUCCCUACGCUCGACCCUACAACUUGAAGGAACCUCAUAUUGGCCUGUUCUUACGUGUACGGACAUCGCCCAAGAUACUCGCCUGACUGAAUUUGACCCAACUGGUCUGGUGACACGGCAGUCAUUAUGAGCAUACCUAUGGACACAGCUGCGUUAUCAGGUUUAUUUCUCGAGAUCUUGUUGUAUGGCGUGUUCUUCACUCUGUACUGGUUUACAUUGUUCAUCCUCCUCAAGAAAACGGGAAUUCAACGGCAACUCAUUCUCCCAGUGGCAACCUUGCUGCUAUGCAUCGCAACGGCCCACCUAAUCGUUGAUUUUGUUCGAGCGUUAGAGGCAUUCGUAUUCAAGGUGGAUACGAUUGGUGCAAAUGCCUACUAUUCCAACUUUGCUUCGCCGCUGUUUGUUGCGUCAAUGACGCUUUACAUCACGCAAACCAUUCUCGCCGAUGGGAUAGUUGUUUGGCGAUGUUAUGUGCUUAACAACAGAAGCCCGUUUGUUGCCGUUCCUGGCUGUAUCAUACUCUUAGCUAACGUAGUCACUGGAUACUAUGGUAUCGGGACCCUUUCACGGGCCCGUCCGCAGUCUAAUGUUCCUCCCACUGUUGAUGGAUGUAUCGCCACAUUCGAUACAUUGACCAUGGUUGUCAGUGUUACCAGUACCAUUUUGAAUGCCUGGCGCAUCUACCGCUCUCGCCGUUUCAUGGCAGAGGAGGGCCUUGGCGCUUUUCUACCCGUUUUCGUCGUCGUCAUUGAGAGCGGCGCUUUUUAUGCCACAAGUAUCCUUAUACUCCUUGUGACAUUCUUCAUUGGAUCCAACGCCCAAUAUAUUAUGCUGGCCAUCAUUACUCCUAUUGUGAACUUUUGUUCAGGGGAUCACGUUCUGCCUCGUCAUUCUGCAAGUACACUUCGACGUAGGUGGCAACUCGCCGACCGAAGUCCACUGAAGCGAGGGGCAACAUCAUUGUCAACAAGCAAUUGGAUGUGGAUGCCAGAAAAGUGGUGUCGUCCUCGUUCAGAGCGAGGUGUACAGGAGGGCUUGAGCAUGGAACUAAUGACUGUGCACAUCACAGAGGAAACGGUGAUCAUUCAAUCUGAUAUGAUGAGCAGAAAGACCUCCUAGCCAGAACGUAGCAAGAGGAAGACAUUCGUUAGAAAGAACGGUCAACGAAUCUUGGGGGUGUCUUCGUAUUGUCGAUUAGUCCGUCCUCUAUUCUCCAGUAAGUAGUUAAAUACACCGGCUUUCUCUGAAAUGGGAGGACGAUGGUUCGUCCAUAGGAAUCUACUAGUAGUUCCUUUCCUUGAAAGGUCAAAGCAGAUUUCUUGUAUCUCCACAUUGAGGCAGAAUUGUGAGGUGGACGAGUAAGUGAUCUGGCCGAAUGUAACCGAUAGCAAGAAGGAACGACAAUAUUAAUGUUCAUCAGGGCUUGGGAGGUUAGGCGGAAUUUACGUCAAGCGCUUGUUCGUGGUCUUCGUUAGUUUUGAUCUGCUUCAUU